Molecule: messenger RNA, 6088 nt
Organism: Xyrauchen texanus (razorback sucker)
Lineage: Eukaryota; Metazoa; Chordata; Actinopteri; Cypriniformes; Catostomidae
Gene: col28a2b
Product: collagen, type XXVIII, alpha 2b
Exons: 36
Coding region: 163-3762 (1199 amino acids)
Molecular function (GO): serine-type endopeptidase inhibitor activity
Source: RefSeq, a predicted model, not a curated record
UCUUGACACAUGUACACUGAUUAUCAUUCAUUCUGCAUGGCAUAUUUUUAUUAAACAAGGUACUCGGAGAGAAAAGCGGCCGUGAAGACUGUUAUUUCAGCUGUUGAGUUUUGUUGGACUUGAGUUGGUCCUGUAUUAAUAUUAGUGUUGUCACACAGAGUGAUGAUGCAGUUGCGUGUGCAUUGGCUGGUUUUGCUGUUUGGCCUGCAGUUUGUUUUGGCUCAGCUGGAAGAUCUUGAUGACAAUGUUGCAGAAGAGAAGAGACAUGGAAGAAAUAAAAAUAAACCUGUCACCUCUAAUGUCAUCCCAAAAAACAAUGAUGACGACUGUACUUUGGAGUUGGCAUUUUUAGUGGACAGUUCAGAGAGUGCGAAAGACAACCAUGCCCAAGAGAAGCAAUUUGUUAAUGAACUUGUUGACCGGAUCCAAAACAUUCGUAUCCAAACAGGGCAGGGCCUGAACUUUAGAACAGCCCUCCUGCAAUACAGCAGUCACGUGAUCACAGAGCAGUCCUUCAAAGAUUGGAGGGGUGUGCCCACCUUCCAAGACCGCAUCGCACCCAUUCCGUACAUCGGGCAUGGAACCUACACCACCUAUGCCAUAACCAACCUCACCCGCAUCUACCUGGAUGAAUCUGGCCCUGGCACCAUGAAGGUGGCCAUCCUGCUGUACGACGGCGUGUCUCAUCCCAAGAAUCCCGAUAUAUUCUCUGCAUUAUCUGAUGCCAAGAACCAAGGGAUUAAAUUCUUCACAGUAGGUUUCACACCAGCUGCUAAAGUGGAACAGCUGCGCCUACUGGCGAGCCCUCCAGCCACUCGCUACGUACACAACCUACAGGACAAAAGAGUUGUGGACAAGAUUGUUAACGAGAUUACUGAGGUGGCCAAUGAAGUGUGUCCGCUUUCCCCAAAAUGCACAUGUGAGAAAGGAGAGAGAGGACCCAGUGGACCCGCUGGUAAAAAGGGUCGGCCUGGAGAUGAUGGAAGUCCAGGAUCCAAAGGGCAAAAGGGAGAAGGCGGAUUCAGUGGACCUCCCGGAAGAGAGGGGAUGGAGGGGAAAGCGGGAUACAAAGGAGAGCAGGGUGAGAGAGGAGAGUGUGGAACUCCAGGAAUCAAAGGAGACAGAGGUCCUGAGGGUCCAGUUGGCAUCAGAGGAAGUCGAGGACUGCAGGGUUUGCCUGGACCAAAUGGGGACAUUGGACCUGAGGGCCAGCCUGGCAAAAAAGGCGAGAGAGGCUUCUCCGGGCCACCAGGAAUCCAGGGAGAAACUGGGAUUGGAUUUCCUGGACCAAAGGGAGAUGUGGGGUUCCAAGGCAGAAUGGGUCCUCCCGGGCCUCCUGGGCUUGGCGAGCCAGGCCUGCCGGGGCCACAGGGGCCGCAAGGUCUGCUGGGAGAGAAGGGCCCUCCAGGAGAGGGUUUACCAGGGCCAAAGGGAGAGAGGGGUCUGGAGGGGCCAAAGGGACCGAGAGGGCCAAUAGGUCCAGGCCUUAAAGGAGACAAGGGUGAUUUUGGUCCUUCUGGGCGUCCAGGACAAGUGGGGCUUCCUGGCGCAGGAGUCCAAGGAGAGAAGGGUGUGGAAGGACCACGUGGACCCACAGGAAGCAGAGGCCCACCGGGAGAGGGCUACCCUGGACCAAAGGGUGAUCAAGGUUUACCAGGUGAAAUUGGUGCAGCAGGAGAGAGAGGAGCUGGAGAACCUGGACCCAAAGGAGAACCUGGGUCUUCAGGGUUAUCAGGGUUACCAGGUUUACCUGGAGAGGAUGGAGCACCAGGACAGAAGGGAGAGCCAGGGGCCCCUGGGUUGAGGGGCCCUGAAGGAGCAGCAGGAAUGGGCAUCCAGGGUGAAAAAGGUGAUCAGGGUCAGCGGGGAAUCCGUGGAUUGGCAGGGCCACCAGGAAUAGCUGGGCCCUCAGGGUCAAAGGGUGAGCCUGGCACACCAGGGCGACAGGGUUUACCUGGACUACAGGGACGUGCAAUAACUGGACCAAAAGGUGAUGUGGGGCCACCAGGUCCAUCCGGGCCAGUAGGGGAGACAGGAUAUGGACUUCCUGGACCAAAGGGUGAUCGUGGCAACCCAGGACCUCCUGGUAUGAGUGGUCCAAAAGGGGACGGAUAUCCUGGUCCUGUAGGGCCUCCUGGUCUUCCUGGACUUCAAGGGGAACCUGGACAAGAGGGAAUAGGAAUACCAGGACCAAAGGGUGAUGUUGGCUUCAGAGGUUUGCCAGGCCCAGCAGGACCUCCAGGAGAAGGACUACAAGGACCACCUGGUACAAUGGGAAGACCAGGACCUCCUGGGCCUACCGGGCCACCUGGACCAGGCUUACAGGGUCCAAAGGGUGAUCAGGGGUCACAGGGCGUGACAGGGCCAAGGGGACAACCUGGAGAAGGAAUCUCAGGGGCAAAGGGUGAUCGUGGAGCUCAGGGCGAGAGAGGGAUAAAAGGGGUCAAAGGUGAUAUGGGGGAUCAUGGAGUUCCUGGUCAAACAGGUAAACCGGGAAUGAAAGGAGAGUCAGGACUAACGAGGGACGAGAUAAUCCGAAUGAUCAGGGAGAUUUGUGGCUGUGGAGUCAAAUGUAAAGAAAGCCCUAUGGAGCUUGUGUUUGUGAUUGACAGCUCAGAGAGCGUUGGACCUGAAAACUUCGAGAUCAUAAAGGACUUUAUGGCCGCACUAGUCGACAGACUCACCGUGGGGCGUAAUGCCACUCGAGUCGGACUUGUUUUGUACAGCCUUGAGGUUCAGCUCGAGUUUAACCUCGCUCGCUACAUGACCAAACAAGAUGUAAAACAAGCAAUACGUAGGAUUUCCUAUAUCGGCGAAGGCACAUACACCGGCUCUGCCAUCCGCAAAGCAACGCAGGAAGUGUUCUACAGCGCGAGAACAGGGGUGAGGAAGGUGGCCAUCGUCAUCACUGAUGGACAAACGGAUAAACGGGAACCAGUGAAACUGGACAUUGCUGUAAGGGAGGCGCAUGCUGCCAACAUUGAGAUGUACGCGCUGGGAAUCAUUAACAUCAGUGAUCCGACGCAGGCCGAGUUUCUCCAGGAGCUUAAUCUCAUUGCGUCAGACCCUGACAGUGAACACAUGUACUACAUAGAUGACUUCAACACCUUGCCAGCUUUGGAGUCCAAACUAGUCAGUCAGCUCUGUGAGGAUGAAAAUGGAGCACUUAUUUUCAAUCGCAUCAAUGGUUUCCAAAAUGGAUACGGUAUUAACGGAAACCGUAUCAAUGGUAAAGGCAGGUACAAUUACGGGACUGACAUAUCUGAAGGCAACAGAGAGAAAACUGGAACAAACACGGUCACACAAGAAAGUGAGAGGGGUGAUACUUUGGCUCCAACAUUUGGUCCGAACACUGAUGAGGAGGUGCAGAGGUUACCUGAGGCCACAGAGACACACAGUCCAGAACAGAGCAGCGGCAGAGGAGAUACUGCAAAAUCCAGUGGGACAUCCACACAGAGCAGACCUUCAUCAGGGACAACAUCAUCAUCAUCCUCAUCGACUGUGAUCACAUCAUCAUCUUCAGUGCGGUAUAUACCAGCUCCACGGCCGCCUUUACCUAAGGAGGUUGUGCCGCUUGACCCUCGUUGUGAGCUGCUCCUGGAUCAGGGCUCUUGUCGCGACUAUAACAUCCGCUGGUACUACGACCGGCAGGCGAACGCCUGCGCACAGUUCUGGUAUGGAGGAUGUGGCGGGAACCAGAACCGUUUUGACACAGAAGACGAGUGCAAGAGGACAUGUGUGGUCGUGAGAGCAGGAGGCUGAAAUCCAGUAUGGAUCAUUUUUGCCCUUGUCUUCAAUUUACACUUCAACAGACCUGCACUGAAAUACACAAGACAUGACAGGACAGAACAUUUAAUAAUCCCAUAAGGGAAAUUGCGGUGAAGCAGUAGCUACUGAAAUUACAGCGCAUUGAUUUACAAACAAUACAGAUUUCAAAUGUACAAGAUAUGGACGCUGGAGAUCAAUAACCAACUAAGAGCAAUGCAUUAUGUGAAAAUACAUUCAAAUUAAGCAAUACGGUACGAGAGGCCGUGAAAUGCAGUUCAGUAUGGGACAAGUCAGUAGCAUGAUAUACACAAUAAAAUGUGUGAUAUACAAUUUAGUAUAAUAUAAUCAAGCACAAUAGAGCAGAACACAAUACUACUAUACAUGUACAACACACGUGCAUGUUGGAGUACAAGGGAAAAGAGCAGCUAAAACUAGUACAAAUGCAGAUUGUACACCGUAUAUAAAACAUUUGAAAGGUUUAAAUAUAUAAAGAAUUGUGCAAAAGAUUAUACAGAUUCUACAUCUUGCCAUAUACAGUACUUUCAUAUUUAUUCAUGAUCAAAAUCUACCCAUAUAUAAAAACAUGGUGCUUUUUUUAUGAGACAGUAAUUUUUACAAUAUAGUAAAUUCUGUAUGAUACAAUAAGUUCUACAAUAACUUGUAUGACAGAAAUAGUCCAUUUAAGACCAUUUUAAAGGUAGUAGUUCACCCAAAAAUGACAAUCCUGCCAUAAUUUAGUUUUUAGUGCUAAUUCGCGAGCGAUUGAGAAUAAGGUCCUCUCAUCUUGUUCAUGAAUGUGCAAUGGAUCCCAAGAUUAUUACUGAAAAAUGAUAUGUAUUUAAAUUUGUUUCUCACCAAAACCCAUCGUCUGACUUCAGAAGUCUUGGAAUAUAAUUCAUGAGCCGCAAGAACUCCUUUUAUAAUACAUUUGGGUGUUAUUUUUAAGAGGUCAAAAGGGAUCAUGCCAUGAGGAAUCACAUUUUCCUUGAUAUUUUGACAUAUAAGAGGUAUGUCUACAAUAAAAACAUACUGCAAAUUUCAGAACUCACAACUUAAACCCCAAUGAAAUAAAGGCAUUUUCAUGACCACCUCUACAGCGAAAAAAAACAUCAAUGCCUACUUAAAAUCAUCGCACACGCCCACUGGUGCUUCAGUGAGAGAGAGCAGGACGGACAGGCCUCGCUAUUCCUGAACUCCAAAGGGGACCCAUCUGGACUAUUUUGAAUUAUUUUUGUAUUAAAGCAUGCACUACACAGACAUCUUUGACUGCUUGAUACAUAUCUUUUAAAAAAAAGCACUGCUUUUAAAAGACAUGGAGUGAGGUUACAACUCAACAAUGGGAGAAGCCAUUUGGUUUCAUUCAGCUGCUCUACCUCAUGCUGUUUUGAGUACAGGCACAUAAUGGACUCUUUCUCGAGCACAUCUGCGCUAUUUUUAAUUGUUGGUCUAUGUAAACUUGCACAAGAUAAACGUCUUCAACCGCUUUGGUGCGUUCUGGGCUUCAGUGUAUGAUGACACUGUAUGUGUGUGCAUCUUCAUCGUCCUUUGGACUACGAAUCUGCGGUUUUUCACAUCACAUUAGCAUAGAUUUUUUGUUUUUUUUUUCUGGCUCAAGUCAGCAUGGAUUGCUUAUAAACUAGUUUUAUAAUGUUGUGGAUCAUUCUCUUCUGAUUGAGUUUCAAAUGGCUGAAUUCGAGGGGCUGCACAAUGUUAGCCAAUUAGAACAGUGGAUGUUUUAAGUUUUAAGGAGGCGCUUGGGUCAAAGUCGAGCAUUUCAGACAGAGGGCGAGAGAGAGAGAGAGAUUUAAAUUAUGACUGUUUUAAUGCAAGUACAUUAUCAGUGGACCUUAGGGAAGAUACUAAAACUGUAAAAAAAAAUAUAUAAAAAAAGAGCAUUUCAUGACCCCAUUAAAGUGAGUCACUGUGGUAUAAUAUUGAAAAGAUGGACAGAGAUAUUGAUUUAAAAAUCUUUUGUUUUCCACAUUUUUGGGUGAACUAUUCCUUUAACAACUCAAACGAUCACAACCAUUCGAGCUUUCAACAAGCAGAAUUGUACAAUUUCAUAGUUGCAUAACAUUGAGUGAAUUAGUAUUUUAUACUUAUGUAAUAAAUUAAAUCUUGAUUUUAAGAACUUAUGAUAACAAUAUUAUUAAGUUUGUAAUUUUGUAUCUUUUAUGUUCAUUUGUAAUAAAAUGCUUUGUAAGUGGAUGUAGUGCUUUGCUGUUCCACUGUCAACAAAUCCAUUACAAAGCUCAUUGUUCUACUAAAGGAGUGCGUUGAUGUUUACUCAUGCACGUGUUCUCACGGUAUGGCAUUUUGU